AUGACGGUGGAGGACACCAUCCAUAUUGGAGAUGGCAGCACACAUUGUGAUGUUCCCACCACGCCAGGAACAUCUAUAAUGGCUCUGUGGCCAAUGACGUUCCUGUGGCAGCGGCUGGGACACAAAGAUACAAUUAAUCUGACUUGGAUGGCUCUCACCUCUUCGCUGGAUACAGCUAGACCUAAAGCGUAUUCACAGCAUAUAUUCAGAUGUUCUCUGCUAAGAGCGGCAACCUCUUCGUCUUUCUUGGACAAAGUGUACGAAGGCGGGCUUCCGUCAAAUAUUUCCUCGGCUCGCACACUACGCUAUCACAGGGGUAGGGCCGCCCUCCUUCUCUUGGAGGUAUCCACUGGAAAUACAGGUAAAACAUUAAUCCUGCCAAACAGGGCGUCUCUCCAGCGUUUACACAAUCCACUUGCAGGUUCACAAUAUCUCUCCAACUACACCGCUUCGCCUGGGAAAGAGAGCCGGACCGCCACCAGCGACGCACCCGAUGAGUACACACAGCACUUCAGCAGCGGCUGGGACACAAAGACACAUUUAAUCCGACUUGGAUGGCUCUCACCUCUUCGCUGGAUACAGCUCUUGGUUUCACAGCAUAUAUUCAGAUGUUCUCUGCUAAGACCGGCAACCUCUUCGUCUUUCUUGGACAAAGUGUACGAAGGCGGGGGUUUGUCUGACAAGGCACACAGCAAUACCCAGCAGUACACAGCAGUACACAGCACCACGUCAAAAGUGAAAGUUUCCACAGCACAAAGACUCACCCACCACGCUCAAGUGUACACAAAGGACGCCCGUCUCUUUCCACUUUGCCCAGGUCCGAUUGGUGAUGGAAAAUUCGGUCUAGCUGAUGGUCUUGUCGCUGUGCUUAGCUUCCGUCGAAUAUUUCCUCGGCUCGCCCACCACGCUAUCUCAGGGGUAGGGCCGCCCUCCUUCUCUUGGAGGUAUCCACUGGAAAUACAGGUAAAACAUCGAUCCUGCCAAACAGGGCGUCUCUCCAGCGUUUACACAAUCCACUUACAGGUUCACAAUAUCUCUCCAACUACACCGCUUCAGCCUGGGAAAGAGAGCCGGACCGCCACCAGCAACGCACCCGAUGAGUACACACAGCACUUCGGUACGACGUCAACAACCAACGACAACACACUGCUCUCUUCGGGGUGCUCCUUUACUCCAUCCACGUCCUGCCUUUCUUUCGCCCUUGCGGCUCCUGUCCUCUCUCCAUGCGCUUCCCAGCGCAGCCCGGAUCAACAGAGCCUGCGGGCUCUUCAAAAGGUGCGUGUCCACUUUCUGCCUUUGGCAGAGGAGCUUUCCCCGCGUCGAUCGCCUCUCGGGUCCGUCGCUCCUUUGUCACUCGCUGCAGAGCCUUUUAUGCCUCUCCUCCUAACUAGACACAGCUGCGCUUGAUUUGUUGAUUUUCUCUUACGGCGCUACCGGAAGUCCGGUGUCCCUCUUUUCCGGCCCGGUGGGAAACCUUCCGGGCGGAACCAAACUUCCCUAACUUUGGUUCUGCUCUUGAAAAGAUCGUCACCUUGUGACAUGCUCAUUGGCAAUCCAGGGCUUUGUAAUGACAAGGAAGUAACCUCACAAUCCUCACAAGAGUUUUACGAAUCACUGUGUGUAAUGUUUUGCAAAAAGGGUGAAGCAAACAUUGUGUGUAAUUGUGCAAAUCUGUGGAGGUGUUUUGCUUAUUGGAGUAGAAUUUUGCAAACUGUGUGGAAAUUUACAUUUUAGUGUGUAAACAAUCGUAAAAAACUGUAAUCAAAUAUAUUUUAAAUAGAGAAGACAGAGUAGAUUUAGCAUUACUAUUGUAUCUGUAUCAGUGGAUGGUGUGUAUACAAAUUCUUGUAUUUUGG
Messenger RNA from Paramisgurnus dabryanus, 1856 nucleotides. NCBI's taxonomy places the organism in Eukaryota, Metazoa, Chordata, Actinopteri, Cypriniformes, Cobitidae. The record is from RefSeq and is a predicted model, not a curated record.